Messenger RNA from Carassius gibelio (silver crucian carp), 3142 nucleotides. RefSeq names its product heterogeneous nuclear ribonucleoprotein L-like. Gene Ontology annotation, cellular component: nucleus. The coding region runs from base 141 to 1751 and encodes 536 amino acids. The record is from RefSeq and is a predicted model, not a curated record. The transcript has 13 exons. NCBI's taxonomy places the organism in Eukaryota, Metazoa, Chordata, Actinopteri, Cypriniformes, Cyprinidae. Gene Ontology annotation, molecular function: mRNA binding. Gene Ontology annotation, biological process: mRNA processing; regulation of RNA splicing.
UGAGCGCACAGAGCUGUUGCCAGAGCAGCACAUGAGCGCGCGCGCGAGUGAGUGUGUGCGUGUGUGUGUGUGCGCUGCUUCCAGAUCGCUUCGAUCACACUCCGGUUAUUGAUUGUGAGCGAGCGGUUGAUUGAUACAUCAUGUCCGUGCUGCAGGAGUACGAGCGCGCGCCCAAGCGCCUGAAGGUGUCCGCCGAGGAUGAGGAGGAGCUGGAGGAAGGCGAGGAGUCAGACUCAGCAUCCGCGGGGCUCCUGGGUGACGAUGAAGAGGAUGAAGGACAGAACAGAGCGCGCUGGAGCUGCGCGGAGAGGAAGGACAGCGGCUCUGAGGCUCACCGCAUCGCUCCGUCUCCCGUCGUCCACGUGCGAGGACUGUGUGAAUCCGUGGUGGAGGCCGAUCUGGUCGAGGCCUUGGAGAAAUUCGGAAACAUCUGUUAUGUGAUGAUGAUGCCGUUCAAGCGGCAGGCUCUGGUGGAGUUCGAGGAGGUUCAGAGCGCUGACCGCUGCGUGGCGUGUGGCUCGCAGGAGCCCGUCUACAUCGCCGGACAGCAGGCCUACUUCAACUACUCCACCAGCAAACGCAUCACACGGCCCACCAACGCCGAUGACCCCAACAGCGGGAACAAAGUGCUGCUGCUGUCCGUCCAGAACCCACUGUACCCCAUCACUACGGAUGUUCUGUACACUGUCUGUAACCCGAUCGGAAACGUGCUGCGGAUCGUGAUCUUCAAGAGGAACGGGAUCCAGGCCAUGGUCGAGUUUGAAUCCAUCCAGAACGCUCAGAAGGCCAAAGCCGCCCUCAAUGGGGCUGACAUCUACGCCGGCUGCUGCACACUGAAAAUCGAAUACGCUCGGCCCUCACGCCUCAACGUCAUCAGAAACGACAACGACAGCUGGGACUACACCAAACCCUUCCUGCUGCGCCGAGAGCGUGGUAAAGGCCGACAGAGGCAGGCCAUCCUGGGAGAACAUCCAUCCUCAUACAGUGAUAACGGAUACGGCGCUCACUGCCCCCUGCUGCCGCUGCCCAGUAAUAACCGCUUCAAGCGUGGCUCUCAUGAUGUCACAGAGGUCGUGACCUAUCCACUGCCCCAGACAUCUUCAUACAUGAGCCCCGCCUCCAGCUCCGUCGCCAUGGUGAGCGGCCUGCAUCCCGCCAAGAUGAACUGCACUCGCAUCUUCAACCUCUUCUGUCUCUACGGCAACAUCGAGAAGGUGAAGUUCAUGAAGAGUGUCCCGGGCACGGCUCUAGUAGAGAUGGGUGAUGAGUACGCAGUCGACAGAGCAAUCACACACCUCAACAGUAUCAAGGUGUUCAGCAAACGCCUCAACGUCUGUGUGUCGAAGCAGCACGCUGUGAUCCCCAGUCAGGUGUUUGAGUUGGAGGACGGCUCCAGCAGUUAUAAGGACUUCGCUAUGACUCGUAACAACCGCUUCACCAGCGCCGGCCAGGCGUCCAAGAACAUCAUCCAGCCGCCCUCCUGUGUGCUGCACUUCUACAACGUGCCGCCCUGCGUCAGAGAGGACGACCUGCAGCGGUUGUGCACAGAACACGACGUCCCAGGAUUCAUCAAGUACAAAGUGUUUGACGCCAAACCCAGCUCUAAGACCAUCUCUGGCCUGCUGGAGUUCGACAGUAAGACGCACGCCGUGGAGGUUCUGACGGUCCUCAAUCACUAUCAGAUCCGGAUCCCCAACGGUUCAAACCCGUACACACUGAAGCUGUGCUUCUCCACCUCCUCACACCUCUGAGCCGAGCCACGCCCCCUCGUCUUCAUCUUCAUCAUCACCUCCUCCUGCUCCUGCUCUCUCACACCCCACUUUACUUAUUCAUCUGUAAAUCUGAUCAAACCAGGAAACUGACACACACACACACUCACACACAGACACACAUGUACACACACACUCACUCUCACACACACUCACACUCUCACACACACACACACACACACACACACACACACACACUCACACUCACACACACACACACACAGUCUAGAUGUAGAAUAUGAUGAUGUCGCUCCGGAUGCCGCCCCAGGGAGAGCUGAUGAAGGCCGUACGAAGGGUUAAUUCUUCAUGAGAGCUGAAGGACGGACUGAAGACGAAGCUGAACUGACGUGAUGAACUCUGUGUUAUUUAUGUGUGCAGCAUCCCUAGAGACUCACGAAGGGUUAACUGUGUAACUGGUCACAUGAUCUGUAGUUCUGCCCCAGACACACGUCACAUGACCAGCGCUUCACCAGCUGUGUGUCAGGACGUACACGAGCAAUCUAAAGAGCACUAGGUAGUGUGCUCACUAUCUGUGGAGCUGAGCGUCUGCAGGAAACACUUCAGUGUGUCGCUCAAUCUCAGUGUCUUGUUUCAGCAACACUUCAGAGAAAACACAAAUUCAAUCUGAUCUUCAUUAUUCAUUUUACAAAAAGCUCGACUAGGAAUCCGAGUCUUCGUCUUGUUUUCCAGCACAGAUGAGUCGGGUGGAUGUCUCCUGAUUCAAGGAGGUUUAGAUAUGUGUGUGUUUAGGUUUAAUGUGUAGACGGGAGACUUCUGAUCUGAGCGUCUCGGUUGUGUCUGGAUGCAGUGCAUGGGUUUCCUGACUCACACUUCUACUGAACGUCAACAACAUCAAAAAUAAUCCCAAAAUGACACUUCAUAUUUGAAAAUGUGUAAAUAAUAUGAAGGAACUGUGUCUAAAAUUAACAAAGGGCAAUAACUGCAUACAGAUACAAUUAAUUAUAUAAAUGCACGUUUAAAAGAAAAAAGUUUAUUCAUUUUUAAUAUUUUGUGUGAGAGCUUCACUGGGUUUCAUGAGGAAACACUGGAUCAAGUUUAUUUGUGAAAGUCUUCCCCAUCAUCAUCAUCAUCAUCAUCAUCACACAGUCUGCUGGUGGUUUCCUGAUCAGAGGCUCAUCUCAUAUCGGUCUCUGUGUAGAGUUGAACUCUAUCUGAAGUCUAGUGGUCUGUUAGUGAGUCAGUGCUCAUGUCCUGGUGUCCAGCUGGUGAAGUGUGUGUGUGUGUGUGUGAGGAACAUGAUGAGCUUCACGGCUCAUCUGGAUUAUGAUUGUUAUGAUUAUGAGAUCAUGUGUGUAACUGACAGAUCAGCUGUUCACUGUGAGCAUGUGCUGCCAUUAAACAUCUGCAGGUCA